This is a messenger RNA of Talaromyces marneffei, 2163 nucleotides long. RefSeq lists its product as uncharacterized. Bases 1 to 2163 code for a protein of 720 amino acids. The transcript is spliced from 4 exons. The record is from RefSeq and is a predicted model, not a curated record. Gene Ontology annotation, cellular component: membrane. Lineage: Eukaryota; Fungi; Ascomycota; Eurotiomycetes; Eurotiales; Trichocomaceae. Gene Ontology annotation, molecular function: potassium ion leak channel activity. Gene Ontology annotation, biological process: stabilization of membrane potential; potassium ion transmembrane transport.
AUGUCUACUCCUUCCGAGGGAUCCGGUAUGGAUUCGACUGAUCCUGGGGAGGGACCAAAUAUCACAUUCAAAGCCGAAAAUGAGGCCGAAGUCUACAGAUCGAGAUGGCUUUGGAGUCUGAGUCAAUUCCGGGAAGCUUUUAACGACUGGCAGAAUGGGGAGGAGGGUCAAACACAAGACUGGUGGAUAGCCUCGACUGCUAUACCACUUGUGGCUGCAACAACAGCCCCGUUGGCCAAUCUCAUGUCUGUUGUUGCGUUGGUGACUUCAUGGCGAAAUGAGGUCCAUCCCAAUCAACUCGAUAGUCAAGGGCGAACACUUCAAAUUGGCCUGGAGGACCCGAAUUGGUGUAUGGGCCUUAAUGCCUCGUCUUUGGCUUGUGGUGUGCUAGGCAAUCUGUUUCUCCUUUUCAAUUUCACGCAAAAGAUGCGGUAUAUCGUCGCUUUACCAGCCUCUAUAGGCUUAUGGUUUCUGGCUACUGGCAUUCUGGCUGGGGCCACAGCAUCUGUGCAUAUUUACGUCCCGGUAGUGCCACCACACCAGGUACUCUCUCAAGGCUAUUGGAGCGCCGUGAUAGCAGCCGUCCUCUACUUCAUCUUAGCUGUAAUGCUAAUGAUCAAUAUGUUGGGUUACGUUUUGGGCCAUUAUCCUCAACAUUUCGCUCUUACCAAUGACCAAAGAACGCUCAUUCUACAAACUACUUCCUUCAUGAUCUGGCUCGCCGUUGGUGCCGCUAUAUUUCAACGGCUUAUCGACAUCACAUUUUCUGAUGCUUUGUAUUUUUCAGACGUGACAGUGCUGACUCUGGGAUAUGGUGACAUCACCGCAGGAAACAACGUGGCGAGAGGGUUGAUUUUCCCAUAUGCAGUGAUCGGUAUUAUCAUCCUGGCUCUAAUUGUAGCGAGUAUCAGUCGAUUCGCACGAGAGCUUACUAACGCCAAUGUCGUGAAGAGUCAUCUUCAUCGGAAAAGAGCUGAAGUAUUGAAACGCUCUACUACUAUCGACGAGGAAUAUGAAAGAACUCAGAAUAGCUCCAGACGACAUAUCAAAGCUAAGAAGCACACUGGACAGCAUACACCAAUACCGAACAUCGUUUCUAAUCUAGUGACCCCUAAGAAGUCCAGAGCAUUAAUCAUGCGCGAGGAAAAGGACCGGUUCAACGCCAUGAGAGCUAUACAGGAUGAAACAUUGAGGUUUCGCCGCUGGAUGUCUCUUUUUAUGAGCCUCGUCGCUUUUGCCAUUGUAUGGUGCGGAGGAGCGGGCAUCUUCUCGCGACUAGAGGAAAUCUCCUAUUUUGACGCGUUAUAUUUUGGAUUCUGCUCUUUGCUCACCAUCGGUUAUGGAGAUAUCACAAUACAAACUAAUGGCGGACGACCUUUCUUCAUCGUUUGGUCUCUCAUCGCCAUACCAACAAUGACAAUCCUAAUCUCCAAAAUGAGCGACACUAUUCUAGCCGGCGUCGACAAUGCGACAAAUUACAUCGCCGAUUUCACAUUGCUGCCUAAAAAGGGCCGAUAUGUUGAAUUUGUGUCACAAUUCCCCAUAGUCAGAGACUGGCUCGAGAAACGAGCAGAAGAAAAACGUGUUGAGCAAGGGUUUACCGUCGGGGAACAGGACCCCGAAAACGUUGAUCAAUCGACUGCUAGGAAAAAGUCGGCUGCUGGUUAUGAACGUUUUCAGCCUCCCCCCCGAACGAUUCAAGAACUAGAGAAACACCGCCGAUCGCCACCUACCCUUGCGCGAGACCUCGUAUUCUCCAUUCGCCGAGUUACGCAAGACGUGGUCUCUGGCGAUAUCAAACGAUACACAUACGAAGAAUGGGUAGAAUUCACACAAUUGAUCCGCUUCACCAAUCCGAAUACAUCACAACAAGGCUCAGAAAUCGACCUGGACGAGAACGAAUGGGGUCUGGUAGAGUGGGAUUGGAUGGGUGAGAAUAGCCCCAUGAUGGCGGAACAGACGGAAUCCGAAUGGGUUUUGAAUCGUCUGACGGAGAGUUUGCUGCGGUAUAUGGCCAAGGUAGAAUCACAACAUGAGGGAGAAUCCCAUCAGCAACAUCGUCUAUCCUUUCGUGGUGAAUAUUGGAGAAACUAUUCUGGACGUGCUGGGUCUUCGUCGCGCUUGAGGAGUCAGAAGACGGCUAGUGAGCCAGCAACUAUCUAA